CGACGCCCUCUGGGACUGGAAUUGAAACUCAGGUGAACUUGUCGAAAGUGCAGGAUGCAGCUUUAUCACGUGCUGGUAACGUCGAUUCUAUUGUUGGUAACAGUGCAGUCUCAAUCGAGCGGCAGAGUCACUUUCCAAGACUCGGAUUCGGAAACGCGCAUAGAACAAGAUGAACCAUCUGCAUUUCAAAAUGAGGGUCGAGGGAGCAGAAAUGGCACUCGUCAGGGCAAGGACUUGUUCGAUUGGAUCGGAUUUGGAACCGGAAAAAACGUAGAUCCAUAUUUAGCCAAAACGAAUCAAGCCUGUCUGAGUGGCGAACUUGCGGAGUGCUUCAAGUCCCAAGCUCUGAAGAGUUUUUCUGAAUUUUUCGACCUGAACGAGUACAAUCUUAACGAGAAUGUCAAAGUCGUCCGAAUGUCCAGAGACGUGGUCCGGGAAGUCAAUCGUCAGCCGUACGAAUAUUCCGGUGCACCAAGAGCCGAGGAGUCGGAGUGGGACCAGCUGUGGAAAUUCGCAGCCAGGAAAGCAGAGAAAUUCGUAAAGACCGUCGCCAUCGAAGUCGCAGUUCCUUCCUGGGUCACGGGACAAAAUGAGGUUUAUGCUCCAAGAUUUCUGGAUGAAAUUGCGGACGAGAUCGACACCAUUGAAAAUAAAAAGGAUACUCUGUUCUCUCGCAAUCAGUUGAAGAAGCUGCUGAUCCCAAUGCUGAUAGUCCUGAAGCUGUUCAAGCUGAAGCUGCUCCUCUUCCUUCCUCUCAUCCUGGGCUUGGCGUCCUUCAAGAAGUUCCUGGCAUUCAUGGCGAUUGUCAUCCCGGGUCUUAUCGGGUUCUUCAAGCUCUAUAAGCCGACGUUGAACAAUUACCAGCCUCCGGUGUACACCCAGAGUGGAGUUGGAUAUCCACAAGUCUUGUUCAAAGAGAACGCGAACGUCUAUCCAGAUCAUGGUGGAAGUUAUCCAGGAUAUUCGGAGAGCUAUCCUGGAGACACCGGGUCCUACGGACAGGACCUUGCCUAUCAGGGCUACAAGGAGUACCGAUCAAGGCGAUGACCU
Orussus abietinus is the source of this 1050-nucleotide messenger RNA. RefSeq lists its product as uncharacterized. NCBI's taxonomy places the organism in Eukaryota, Metazoa, Arthropoda, Insecta, Hymenoptera, Orussidae. The transcript is spliced from 5 exons. Bases 55 to 1047 code for a protein of 330 amino acids. The record is from RefSeq and is a predicted model, not a curated record.